This is a messenger RNA of Hippopotamus amphibius kiboko, 1569 nucleotides long. It is a transcript of the gene TRAPPC4, whose product is annotated as trafficking protein particle complex subunit 4. Gene Ontology annotation, cellular component: TRAPP complex. The record is from RefSeq and is a predicted model, not a curated record. Lineage: Eukaryota; Metazoa; Chordata; Mammalia; Artiodactyla; Hippopotamidae. The transcript is spliced from 4 exons. Bases 342 to 1010 code for a protein of 222 amino acids. Gene Ontology annotation, biological process: endoplasmic reticulum to Golgi vesicle-mediated transport.
CUGGCUGCAGGAGGUGGGCGUUGGCCCCGCCGCUGCUCGCGUUGGAGCGUGCACCUGCUUUUUGGACUUUGCGGCUAGCUCUUGAGGCAGUCACGUGUUGCUAUUUCCUGACACUAAGACCCGGGAAAAAGGGACGGAAAGCAAUUUUCUAGAUCCCGGCAACUAACUUCCAGGCAUUACUGACACCUAGGCGUGCUCCAAGUGCGCAAGCGCUGCAGAGGGCCGCGCGCCGGGGCCGCAAGGGGAAGCGCGGCCGGGGGCGCCGGGGGCAGGUCCCGCGCUGCGGUUCCGGGGCGCGGCCGGGACGGGGAGGCAGUUCCGCAGCCGCGGCGGCAGCAGCAAUGGCAAUUUUCAGUGUAUAUGUGGUGAACAAAGCUGGCGGCCUCAUUUACCAAUUGGACAGCUACGCGCCACGGGCCGAGGCUGAGAAAACUUUCAGUUACCCGCUUGAUCUGCUGCUCAAGCUGCACGACGAGCGUGUGCUGGUUGCCUUCGGCCAGCGCGACGGCAUCCGGGUGGGCCACGCAGUGCUGGCCAUCAAUGGUGUGGACGUGAACGGCAAGUACACGGCCGAUGGGAAGGAGGUGCUGGAGUACCUGGGCAACCCUGCUAACUACCCGGUGUCCAUUCGAUUCGGCCGGCCUCGCCUCACCUCCAAUGAGAAGCUCAUGCUAGCCUCCAUGUUCCACUCGCUGUUCGCAAUCGGCUCCCAGCUGUCUCCUGAACAGGGCAGCUCAGGCAUUGAGAUGCUGGAGACAGACACAUUCAAACUGCACUGCUUCCAGACACUGACAGGGAUAAAGUUUGUGGUGCUGGCAGAUCCUAGGCAGGCUGGGAUAGAUUCUCUUCUCCGAAAGAUUUAUGAGAUUUACUCAGACUUUGCCCUGAAGAAUCCAUUUUACUCCCUGGAAAUGCCCAUCAGGUAUGUGGUCCCACUCCCCAGAUUCUGGUCAAAGCCUCCUUGUUCCCCCUCCCUGUGUGCUCUUCCCCAAUGUCAUUUUGAAGUGUAAUAGAGUUAUUUUAAAAUAAAACAAAAGUAACAAGCCUUCUACUUAUUUUUUUUUGAGAAACCAAAGACUUUUCUUGGGGUUCAUGGCCCUCUUCAAGCAGAGUUUCCACUGGCUCUGCCUCUGCACCCAAGGUGGGGAGAGAGCCAGGCCUCACACUUUGUCCUUAUUUGUGCUUCCUGGGCCUGGCCUAGGUGUGAGCUGUUUGACCAGAACCUGAAGUUAGCCCUGGAGGUGGCAGAGAAGGCUGGAACUUUUGGACCUGGGUCUUAAGCUGAACCUACAAUGGACCCCAACCCCACCUCCUCCCACCCCCAGCAAAUUCUUGAGAGAUCCUGCAACAGGGGUCCUGCUGUUUCCACUCCGAUGGAGAUCCCAGCAGCAUUGUUAGUACACUUGAAAGUGGGAGGAUGCUGAGCCUGAUGACAUGUACUGAUCCCCGAGCCUUAAUACCAUGCUCUUUUCUCCUGUACCUAUCAUGGUCCUACUUCCUAACUCUGUACAGAUUAUUUAUGGAGGAGGUAGGCCCAUAAAUGCUGUAAUAAACAUUCCUUUGAUCUCA